This is a messenger RNA of Papaver somniferum (opium poppy), 459 nucleotides long. RefSeq lists its product as uncharacterized. The coding region runs from base 1 to 459 and encodes 152 amino acids. The record is from RefSeq and is a predicted model, not a curated record. Lineage: Eukaryota; Viridiplantae; Streptophyta; Magnoliopsida; Ranunculales; Papaveraceae. The transcript has a single exon.
AUGUCAAUAACGUCAACAACCAUGAUAUGGCGUGCGAAAAUUGCGGCUGCAUGGGAAAUCCGGUACUGCCAAGAAGAGGGAUCUAUCCCGUGGGAAAAGAUUGCUACGACUCAAUCGUCAAUGGAAUCUCGGGAAUCGGACGAUGAGUUUAAGAGAUGCUGGGAUUGGGACGCUUCGUCCGGUGAAGAAGCGUUAAGAAAAGCGAAGGCUCAAUACUGGUGUAAGUUAAAUGGCUUUUCGUUCGGAUCUCAGACAAUUACAAACAACGAGUCUGCUGACAUGUACAAUGAUACAAAUAUCGAUUGGAGUCCGAAAAUAGAUCCUGAGGUUUCGUUGGCUUUAAACAGAUGGGAUGACGAUGAUGCCAUUGUCAAUGAUGAUGACGAUUAUUUGCCCAUCCAGGAUGAAACGUUUACUAUAGGAUGGGGCACUGACUAUACUAAAUAUGAAGACGAAUAG